GUCACUCUGUCUUCGCCUCAAAUUCUCGUCUUUUCCUUCACACUUGUUAUGCUACCAUCUCCCAUUCCAUUGCUUCACUGUAGUGUAUUCGCCCCCAAGAUUGGCUUGCCAUUUCUUGGUAUAUACUUCAGUAUUGUAGGGUAGCCUUGGUUGGAAUCUCUGACCAAGUCCCUAUCUACCUACUUACUGUCACCACUUUCACCGGCUUCGUUCUCUGGACCGUGGUUCGUUGGUGUUUCAAAAAAAUCCCCUCGCUCUGGACGAGAAUUCUUUCCACUGCGGCGCAUACCAACUGAAUUGCCCAUCAUGGACGCUGUUCUUCGCCAGUCCAAGGCUAUGUGCCCUUUCAUGAAGAAGGCUACUCCCGCCACUCUGCGCGCUCUUUCAACCUCCACUCGGCCUCAGGUUUCCCAAUGCGGCGGUACCAUCUCCAAGCUCCAGCUGCUUGGACAACGAUGCCCCGUCAUGGGCAAGGCUCUUGCUAUCCAGUCGGCUCGUGUCGGCUGUAAGGCGUCAACCCCAGUGACCGGUGCCUGUGCCGUCUCGGGUGUCCGUACGUUGUCCGGACACUCUAAGGCUAGGAUCCACACAAGCCGCCACAAGGAGGCCCGCGCCAUUGACACUCCUAUGUUUACGCCUCGUGAGAGCGUCCAAUUCCCUCCACCUACUCCAGCCAAUCGCAAGGAAAAUGUGGCUGCUGCGCCCACUACGAUGCCGAAUGGUGUGAACGCCAAGUUCGACUAUGCCGGCUUUUAUGAAGCAGAGCUCGAAAAAAAGCACAAGGAUAAGUCGUAUCGUUACUUCAACAACAUCAACCGGCUUGCCAAAGAAUUUCCCCAGGCUCAUGGCGCCAAAAAGGAGGAGCGAGUCACUGUGUGGUGCUCCAAUGAUUAUCUCGGCAUGGGUAGAAACCCGCAUGUACUCAAGACGAUGCACGAGACCCUCGACGAGUAUGGCUCUGGCGCUGGAGGUACUCGAAACAUUUCCGGACACAACAAGCAUGCAAUUGAGCUUGAAGAAACCAUCGCCAAGCUUCAUGCCAAGGAGGCUGCGCUUGUGUUCAGCUCAUGCUACGUUGCGAACGAUGCUACCCUAGCGACCCUCGGCAGCAAAAUGCCUGACUGCGUGAUUCUCUCUGACAGUUUGAACCAUGCCUCGAUGAUCCAGGGCAUUCGCCACUCGGGUACGAGAAAGAUUGUUUUCAAGCAUAAUGAUCUGGAAGAUCUCGAAUCUAAGUUGGCUACACUACCUCUACAUGUGCCCAAGAUUAUCGCUUUCGAGUCAGUCUACAGCAUGUGUGGUUCUAUUGGACCAAUAGAAGAGAUUUGUGACCUUGCUGAAAAGUAUGGCGCAAUCACCUUUUUAGAUGAAGUUCAUGCCGUCGGCAUGUACGGCCCACACGGCGCAGGUGUCGCUGAGCAUCUUGAUUUCGAAGCUCAUCAACAGGGUCGGCCUCGUGGGACUAUCAUGGACCGAGUUGACAUCAUUACCGGCACUCUUGGAAAGGCUUAUGGGUGCGUGGGUGGCUACAUUGCUGGGAGUGCUAAGCUUGUCGACACCAUUCGAUCCCUUGCGCCUGGGUUUAUCUUCACAACAUCCUUGCCUCCGGCCACUAUGGCUGGGGCAAGGGCAGCCAUUGAAUACCAGAUGGAGUAUAAUGGAGAUCGAAGGCUUCAGCAGCUUCACACCCGAGCUGUCAAGGAAGCAUUGGAUGCACGUGAUAUUCCAGUUAUUCCAAACCCAUCGCAUAUUAUUCCCAUUCUAGUAGGGAAUGCUGAGCUUGCCAAGCAAGCCUCAGAUAUGUUGCUGAAUAAUUACCAGAUUUAUGUGCAGUCGAUCAAUUACCCAACUGUACCUGUUGGGCAGGAACGUCUUCGAAUCACACCAACGCCCGGCCAUACCAAGGAGUACCGUGACCAAUUGGUUGAUGUUAUUGACGAGAUCUGGACGAAGCUAAACAUCAAGCGUACUUCCGAUUGGGCGGCCGAUGGCGGGUUCAUCGGCGUUGGCGAUGUAGACGCUCAACCCAGCCAUCCCCUCUGGACCGAUGAACAACUAGAUAUCGAUCAUCAAAUCGCUAAGGAAAUCAAGGCUUCAAAGCCUGUCAACGGCUUUAUGGAAACCUUGCUCGAACGUGAAUCCCGCAAUGCAUCUCGAUCGGCGACAGCUACUGCCUAAAAGCAUCUCUUCUCAUAAGAGGAGCAUACAUUAGUUAUAGGAGAGCUCAGCCGACCGAAUCACGUUCUUUCGAGCGUUAGCGAACAAACGAACAACAUGUCACGCUUAGUGUGUUUCGAUCAAUCUACUUCUUCAUCACCCUUUUGGACAUAAGAGACCUCGUUGUCUAUUUUAAGGCACAAUAUCGUGCAUAUAUAACCUGUCGCUAUGACAAUAUUAUAUGAAUGCAAUCAGCACCAUCUCGUUGGCUGGAUGGAGUAUGCUCAUUUGCCAUCAA
Xylaria bambusicola is the source of this 2455-nucleotide messenger RNA. Its product is annotated as pyridoxal phosphate-dependent transferase. The coding region runs from base 307 to 2178 and encodes 623 amino acids. Gene Ontology annotation, molecular function: 5-aminolevulinate synthase activity; pyridoxal phosphate binding. The record is from RefSeq and is a predicted model, not a curated record. Gene Ontology annotation, cellular component: mitochondrion. The transcript has 2 exons. Lineage: Eukaryota; Fungi; Ascomycota; Sordariomycetes; Xylariales; Xylariaceae. Gene Ontology annotation, biological process: heme biosynthetic process.